AGGACGCGUUACCCUGGCGACCACCUUGUGGGCGGCUCAGAACUGAUCUGAGCGUUGAGUGUGAAGGCAGCUGAGGGCGGUCGGCUACCCCAGCCGCCAGCCCCUUGGGGGCUGACGGUGGCUAUGGAACUGUACCUCAGCAACUGCUGCAAGACUGCGGAAGCCGCCGCCAAUAAGGUGGCCGCUAGUAGCCUAAAUGAAGAAAAGGAGCAGUGUAGCAUCCGAGGCGGCCCCGCCUUGCAGAGAAACCUGUUCCCAGAGGUCGGAGCAUGUAACUUGUUGGAUCUGCCUCUUGGGGUCAAGUUGCCCAUUAUUCCUGGAAGUCAUAAUGUGUUCUACACUACAGAUAUAAGUGAGAAGCUUUAUCAACCUUCUUAUGAUUUUAACCUGACUGAUCCUUACUGCCGACUUUUGGAGACUAGCUAUAAAAGUCUACAUGAUCCACAUUUAAAAACAUACUAUAAGCGAAAAGAUGUCCUGAGGAGAUUAAAGAAAGGUGGCUACAUCACCAGCAAUAAUAAAGUAAUUUGUUCCUUGAAGGAAAUGAAUAAGUACAGGGAGUAUCUGACCAGUUUAAAAUUAGACUUUGAAAGAAAAUAUAUCAGAGAACAGAAAAUGAUUGAAAAACAAGUACAUAAAUUGUAUGAAAGCAAGAGAGCCUAUGAUAGCUGUGAGGCUGCUCUAUUCCAAGAAUGGCUGUUACAAGAAGAUACACAAACAACCCCAGAACAGGAGCAAUUACUAAAACACAGAUAUGCGGAUAUGAUUCAUAGGGAAUUACACAAGGCUCAACACACAGCUGAAAAGCGGAAUGCAGUCUGUACGAAGGAACAGAAAAGUCAACAUCAGGACCACAUAAGAAGAAAACUUGAUCUCCGUAAACAAAUUGAAGAUAAAUGGAAAACAAAAGAAAUGUUACUUUUGUCAAAGAUUGGAGAAGAAGUAAGAAGAGAAGCAAGAAUUGAAGAACAGCGUCAGAAAAUUAGGGAAGAAAUUGAUCGGAAGAAAAAAGCACUUCUGGAGAAAAAAAUCGCUCAUCAUUUACAAAAAAUGCAAAGACAUGACCUUAAAAGAGGACGAGAAGGAAGUCUAUUUUCAGGCAAAGGACAAGAUGAAACAGAAGGAUCAGUUCACUAUUCUCAUAAUACUAACAAGAUUUCUGCUAAAAAACCAACAACCUCAUUCUCUCAGAAGGAAGCACAACAAAAGAAAGAUAAAGAAAUUACAAACACAUCAGAUCCUGUAAAUGUCAAAGGAGUGAAAAGAACCCAAAUUCAUGCUUCUACCAAGGCAACAAAUUUCCCCAGACAAUCUGUACAACAUAUUCUGAAAGAAGAGGUGUCAUAUGCUGAUUUGAGGGAAAGAAAGCCCAAGAAAUCAAAAUUCAGCCAUAAGUCAGUUCAUAAAACUGUGUAUGUUCCUGAUUCAUCAGAAAAACAAGAGUACAGCAAUGAACAUCUCUGUCAAGAAAAAGUAACUUCUGAAGAACUGAAUAGUAUAAUUCGUAAUAUAAUGGCAUGGGUUGUGGCUUCAGUUACCAGUAUAUUAUACCCAGCCAUCACAAAUUAUGAAGAAAGAGUAAAAAAUAAUGCACACCCAGUAUCUGCUGACUCUGCCCCCUCUUCCUGUAGUACAUGCAGUUACAUGUUGAUGUAUACAGGAACGAAGACAUUUCAGACAGAGCCCUCUGCAAAGGCAGCUGAUAGGUCAAUGGAGCAACCAACCACACCAUUAAUACCAUCUCCUGCCCCUAUAAAUAGAACAGCUGCGGAGAAAGCUCAUCCCAAGAAAAGACAAUCUGUGCCCUCUGAAAUUAAUGACGACGAGGUCUAUGAAUACACAGGUCUCAAAGCCUGUAAAUCAGAUACUCACCUUUUUGUAUCAACUGAGCGCAACUCAAAGAAAUCGAGGGAUGCUGCCACUGAAACAGAUGACUUAGAACACCCACAGUCUUCAGAUGGGAAAGCAACAAUCGAAAACGAGAAGCAGGAGUUAACGAAUGCUUUUGUUAAGUUUAAGAGUUACCUAAAGGAGGAAACUGAGGUAAUUUUACAAAACAUUUUUCAGGAAAUGGUGUCCAAUCUAAAUGAGGCCAUCCCCACCCUUUCUACUGUUGUAGCUGAUGAUUUGCCUGACCAGACUGACAGGGACAGUGAAGACUUGCUCUCUGACAUUGAUACCUCUUCAGCAGCUGAUGAAAUCGUGGAAAGCGUGCUUGAUAAACUACAGUCUGCAGCUCAGAAAAAAUGUAUGGAAGUGUUUUCACAAGAUGUGCCAGUCCACUUUAAAUCAGACUCAACACCCAGUGGAGAACAUCUCAUUUCCCCCACAGAAAAGCCUUCGGAAGGUUCACUGCCUUAUGCUUCAGAGAACAUGGGUGACAUCGCAGAGGAUAUGGUUCAUGUAAUUUUAGAGAAGCUGUUGGUUCUUGCAUCUUCUAAGCAAAAUCAACUUGCUGAUGAUGUCAUGCCUGAAUCCACUCAUCAGCUAUGUCUGACAGAUCCAACAUACACGUGUUUUCAAAAAGUUGGCAAAAGAAAGUCUAGUGUGGAAUAUGAUGCAGCCAAUUUGAUUGCUGAAGAAGAAAUACAAAAUUUAGUGUCAAAUAUUUUGUCCCAGUCCUCUCUGCUUGUUAAUAUAGAGGAAGCAAUUUGCACUAUACUGGAUUAUAUACAAACUGGACUUUGUAAUGAAAGGCUUACCUCAAGUGAAGAGACAGUAGCCACCCUUCGGCUACUUGAUGAUAUCUUGACUCAGCUACACUGGAAAUCAGUGAAAACAGACAUCGGAAAGACUAGACAGCCCAGACUAGGCAGUCCUUUUAUCACUGAAGAAAACAGACUUGCUGGCACUGGGGUGGCUGGUCCUAGAAAUAGGCAACUGUUUCCACCUAUUAAUGUGCCUGGCAUGGUCCUUUAUGCUGAAGAUGAAAAAGAAGAACACAAAAUUGUGGAAGAGGCGCUGAUUCCAUGUAUCAAGGAUGAAAAAGCAAAUUUACAAGAACAAUUGGCUAAUCGCCAGUCAGCACAGGGAAACGCUGAUCUUAAAUACAACCAAAUUGCCAAUUCACCUGCAACGCCUGCUUGUCAAGGCAAAGUGGCAUUUCAAGAUUGGGGAUUAAAGAGUAACUUUCCAACUUUUAAUAAUAAAGAUGUUUUUAAAGACACACUAUGUUUGAAUAAAGAUACUUGGAUUUUCAGUCAACAUGAAAAGCAUCAAAUACAAAAAGCCUCAAAAAACAUAAUUACAAAUAUUUUAGCAGAAGUGCUUAAAGAUACAUCUUCUGUGUUCCUUGAUCAAGAAGCUACACCUCUUACUUCAGAAAAAUCUGGUCUAUCACAUCUAGAACAGUUGGGCCAGAUGUUCUCUGUGUCAGAAAUCGAUACAGUAGCUCAUGAAAUAGCAGAUGCUGUGUUAAAAAUACUCUCCAUAGCUUCAACUCACAUCAUCAAUGACAGUAAACAUUCUGCUUGUUCAUCAGUACAUGAAACUUCUCUCAAUAAUGCGGAAAUACCAGAUAAAGAUCCAUUAGAAAUAUGGUUUGAGAGUGAAAAGAAGAUGAACAUUAUAGCUGCACUUAGUACUGAUCCUGAAGACCAUCUCUGGUUAGAAUCUGGAAAUAAUGAAUCAACAUCUGACACUGUAUUUCAUAUUAAUGAUAAGAUCACUCAUACAAUUUUUAAGAAGCUGAAGUCAUUCCUUUAUCGAAAAUUGCAAAAAUGCUUCAAAUCAGAAAGCCAUACUAGCAAUUUGAAGCCUACACCUAGCAAGAAAUCUCUGUUUCAAUCUGAACUUAGCUCAUACACAACUAAAGUGGUAAAAAUUGUUCUGGAUUCUAUACAGAAGAAACUAAAACACAAUAGGCAAAAUCAAAAUUUUAGGGAGAAGGGCCCUGCCAAGAAAUUUACAGAUACAGGAUUUUUUGCUAACACUGAAAACGAAUUAGAUUCUUUUGUCACAAAACUAAACAAUGACAUUAUGACAAGUUCACUAGUAAGCUGUAUUUGUGAAGUGUUAAAUGAAAAGCCAGAAAAACACAAUGUUCCAUUGCCUUCAAACAAAGGAAUCUCGUAUGAAAAUACUGACAUCAAUCAACCAAUAUUUUCUCCUUUUCAUUGUCCUCCUGGGCAAAAAGAAGUUCACAUAUGUACCACGUGGCAAGUAUUAGAUAAAAUUGGAGACAUUUUAUGUGAUAUGUUAUGUAAUCUUGUAGGAGGCUAUCCGCAUUCUCCCCAAUCUGAUAGUGAGCCAAAGGGAGAGAGGAGUAAUGAAAAUUUGAGAAUGAACACUGAAAUGCAGCCAGAUAUUCAACUGAUCUCUCAUACAAUUCUAGAAUAUAUCAUUACAAAAUUAUGUAGUGCUGAGAUGAAUGGCAGCUUGAAACAUUCAGAAUUUAAAGAGACCUCAGAAUACUUUGAUAUUAGCAGCCUUUCAUUUGCUUCACUUAUGGAGGAAAUGAGCAGAUGCUCUGAUAUCAUCUCCAGCAUGAUGUCCAGUGUGAUCCAGCAGGGCAGUCAAGAGGUGACUACCAGUAAGGGGAAAACUACUGUCCCUCAAACCGGGAGCAUGCCAAAAAAGUAUACAAAUAAACUAAAAAUCAUGGCUUCAGAUAUCCUUGAAACAGUUUUUGCUAUAUUGAAAGGGUUUGCCAAUAGAAGUUUUAAAACUCUGGGUGCUGUAAUCAAUGGCAAUAAAAAGGGCAACACAACAGACUGGGAAAGUGAAGGUACCAAUAUGUGGCCUACCACACAUGACAAACUAUUGAAGUCUGCUUUACACAUACGAACAAAGAAGGCAUCAAGUGCUAUUUUAAAGGCUAUUCAAACUGAAUUAAAUGCGAGCUUGCCAGAUUUGGAAACAUGUGUACACAACCCUCCACAAGAGAAACAAAUGCUUAAGAAGCUAGUCAAUUUAAUUUUAGAUGGAAUGCCUCCAGAUAAGUUUAAUGAAACUGAACUGGAAGAGAGAAGUAUUGAAUAUUACAGGUACAAACCAGUUUAUGGCAAUUUUCUUCCUGGAGGAGCUGGACCAGAAACCUAUCUAGAAGAUCCUGAAGAUACAGAGAAAGAAUGUGAUGGAGAGAAAAGGCCACCAGAAGAAACUAAAUCAGAUUGUCUUGAACAGCAGAAAUUAGAAAGAACCUUGAAAAAAAUUGAAUCAGAACUUAGAGAGCCACAAAAGUCCCCAGUUGUGCCCAUUAUAAGACAUAUUUUGAAAGAAAUUUUCCAAAAUGAUUUAAUUGAUCAAAUAAAUGUACGUCCUGUCCUCCAUUCCAAGUUAUGUGACACCCCUCAUGCCAAUGAUGAGCCAGUUGAAGGCCUGGACAAAACAAUGGAUCCUUUAAUAUCUGAAGCAGAUGUUAUCACUGUUGCAGAUAAUAUUAUCAGAACCAUAUUUCAAAAACUUCAUUCUGCAACCAUGACAGAUAGAAAUGCAGGUGAAAAUAGAUGGGACACUUUAAGCAACCCCACAAGCAUCUGUUUCCCUGAACAUGCCAGUGGACAAAAGCCCUCUGUUCAUUUUACCAUACUGGACAGAAACCCAUGUUCACUUACUAGAUUUAGUGCUGAUAAAUUGACCACAGUAGAUGUAGUUGAAGAUAUUAUACAGUCAGUAUUAGCAAAUUUGGAAAGAUUUGCAACUUCUAAAGUAAAAUCAUACUUUUGUCCUCUUAUCAGAGUUCCAAUGACUUUACAGCAGGAUGUGACUGCUUUAAGUCAAUCAUGGUCAUCAACCAAAAAUUCAUAUUCUAGUGAUCAAUUAUCUUGUCACUCAGUAGAUCAUAAGAAGUCAAGAAAGGCCACCUCAAAAUGUCAAUUGACUACAUCUAAAUUACAUAUAUAUGCAACGCAGGUAGCUAAACAGAUUUUACAAGAAAUCAAACGGAAGUUAGAUAAAGAAGCAAAAAGCCCAUUCUUAACACAUAAUAUUGUGGUCUCUGAAAGUAUUACAAGUCAGAUUGUUAAUACAGUGUUGGAUUGUCUAUCUGCUAAAGGCAAGUGUGAAAAAAGUAUUUCUGACACACAGAUUGAUUCAAGUGAGCCAGAAUAUGUCGUAAAAAAGCUGUUUAAUAAAAAGGAUUAUCGAAAAAAACUUCAGUCUCAAAUACUAGAAACCAUUGAAUGUAUCUUAAGUGACAUUUGUGAAAAAAUGCUAGAGGAGAAUAAUUUCCCACAUGAUACGUCAAGUCAUAAAGGUAACGGAAGCUGGGGACAUCUUGAAGUCAAUUCUGAAAUGGUCCCUGAGUGUGCGAAUAUGGCUGUCCCAAUGAUUUUAGUUCCUAAUUCAUGUGUUGCUGUGAUUUCUAAUGAUAUGGUGGAUAUAGUUCUUGAAAAUAUCAGUUCUGCUGUUACGGUUGGCCUAAGUGCAAAGUAUUCCAUGUCUGCAAGAAUGUCCCCAGGACUGUGUGAUGCAUAUCCAAAAGAACAAUGUCAACAGUCUGCUAUGGACUCUCAAGCAACUGUUCUUAAGGAACAAGACACCAAGCAAUCUGCCCUUAAUUCAUAUGAAGAAAAUGCUAACUGCAUUACUAAAGCUAUUUUAGAUAGAUUAAAAUCUUUUGCCACAGAAAGAAUAGAUUUACUUACUCUUGAUUCCAAGCCUAGAGAAAAAUCAUUUAUUAGCCCAGAAUUUACAAAUUACAAACAAGAUGACACUGUAUUUUUAAAAUCAAACCAAAUAUCAUCUGAUGUGAAUGGUCUGAAACUAUCAACAAAUGAAACCAUUCUCAGUGAAGGAGUCACAGAUGAUAAAUUUGCUAAUUAUGAAGAAUGGGGUCCUGCAAUCCACCUAUCACAAGCUAGCCUUAAAGAAUAUGCAAAAAUCAUUGCUAGCACCAUCUUGAUGCUUAUUAAAAAUGACGUAGAUCUAGAAAUCCAAAUGACAUAUUCAUAUCCAAACAUUACUUUAUUUCUAGAAAACACCAUUGCAAGUGAAACUGUCAACAAUAUCUUGAAGAGUCUGCAUGAUAAAAUAUCUUUAAAGGAAAGUAGUCUUCACUCAAAACACAAUUUUACUCUCUUCCCACAACCGGCUUUACAAAAUAAACUAUUGCAUGGUCAAAGAAAGGUGGAAGACAACACUGAACUUCCUCUGAUUUCAAAAUGCCUGGAUCAAAACCAAAUUUCAUCAGAAGAGGAAAACUUGAGAAGGAUUUUGGAGGGAAUAUUUAGAAAUGGAGAAUCUAGACAGGAGAAAACAUCACCUUUGUUCAGUGCAGUUAGAGAAAUUGUAAAGAAGGUUUAUCGAAGGGUAAUGGAAGACAAAGACCAUUGGCCUCCAUUUAACAAUCCCUCUCGUUUUCCAUCUGAUUUUAAAAUUAGAACAGCAGCACAAAAAAAUAUCUUACAAUCACGUAUAGGCAGUGUCACAAAUGAUAUAAUUAAAAAUGUUUUUGAAACAAUGCUCUUGGUAGUUCUGACAUCAUUAUAUGAAAAUAAUGAGACUAGGAGUGAACUGGAAGCAUCUGGCAGUGAUAAAUUACUGAUGAAUGUAUCAUGCUUUAAAGGAGUGAAACAAGCAGAAAAAAGACGAGCAUUCCCUGAACAUUUAAUAAGGCGAGGUUAUCCUUUUACGGGCACUAAAAAUGUUACUUCAAUGGAAACCACAUCAUUGCAUUGUUUUCCAUUGCAAGUGGGCAAAGAAUUGGUCCAAAAUGUUCUUACAAAGAUCACAAAUUUUGCUUUGCUGGAUCUAGGUCAGUCUCAUGAAUCACGAUUUCUGAGGCCAUGCAAUUCUAAAAUGAAUCCCAAGGGCAGCCCUGGGCCAGGCUUUAAAAAAGAUUUCAAAACAAAAUCGAAAGUUACCUCUCUGCCUAAAUUUGCAACACCGCCAUUGGAACUUGGUGGUGGUAAGGCCAAAAGCAAGACCAAGUUGGGUCUUGGAGUGAAGAUUCCAAGAGACAGCAAGUCCAAGACUAUCAUUGGGCUGCAAGAACUAUUAUCAACAGGAGAUGCCAAAAGACCUUCAGUGAGAACAAAACUUCCCACUGCAGAACUAAAAAUGUAUGCCAAUGAUAUAGUAUGCAAUAUUCUGGAGACAAUUGUGAAUAAAUUUCAAAAGGUAAAGCAAAGUAGAGCAAUGGUAAACAUGCAAACUUUUCCUUCUGAUCAACUCGAGAAAGCACGUGAAAUAGUAAAUACAGUUUUACAAGGAGUAUAUGCCAUGAAGAACAAUUUGGCUGACCCAAAAAAAGGCUCAUGUUCAGAUAACCGAAAACAUUUAUGGAAGAUUUUAAGUACUAUCUCUCCUCCAAACCCAGAAGCACAGUUUUACUUAGAGAAUGUUUGUUCACAGCCGGAAAAGAUUUUUCCUACGGAAGACAUUUUUAUGCAAAUAUUUGGUAAAAGGCCAACAGAAUCAAGUGAGAUGGAAAAUGAAAAACAUAAGCUAUUGAUGAUAACUGAGACUGUUUUGCAUGAAAUUUUAAUAAAAACAAAAGAACUAGAGCAGCCUGUUUCACUUUUAAAUUUGUCACCUCUUAAGGCUUGUGAAAGCAGGCAACAUAGUUUUCAAAGAGCUGUGGAUUCCCAAACACAAAUUAAUAUGUUUGGCAAGGCAAUUAUUGAAAUGUUAUUUCAAAAACUAAAGUUCUGCUUCUCAACGCUGAUGUUCCUAAAAGAUAGUAAAGAAACUCAAGUCAGCAAAAAGCAAGCUCUAGAAAGAUCAAACAACAUCAACAGUACACCAAUAUAUGACACAGAAGUAGAAGACACACGUGAUUUGCUCUCUAGCCACCAAGUCACUCAAGAGAUCAUCGAAGGAGUUCUAAACAUUUUAGAGUCAUUUGCAGACCUCCAGCUUAAGCACAUUUCUAGAUACACUUUCUCAGAAAUUGUGAAAGUGCCUAUUGAAAAAUUUUUUGCUGUCCAACAGAAACCAUCAGUGAAAAAAUUAUUACCAAGUUUCCAGUCAUUGAAUGUGUUUCCUGAUGAAUCUAAACAUAGUGCUGUGACUCCCCAAGGAAACAUACAGGACACCCUUCGACAGCUUCAUUCGUUCCACACAGAAUUGCUUACUUAUGCUACCAAUACUGUCAGGGACAUGCUUGGUAUAAUUAAGAACAAGCUAGACCAAGAAAAACUCCAAGUGGGACUAUCUUCAGAUAGUGCAUUUGAAGACAGCACAGUAACAAGUCAGAUCAUCAGCACAUUGAUAGAGCAGUGUACUCAUUUUUACAAGUCCUUCAUCAAAAAUCAACAAAAGGAAGAUCAGCUCAAAGGAGACUGCAAUAUUAAUCAGAACGAAUUCACAAACAGGGUGAAAAUGCCCACCUCAGAGUUAGAGGGAGUUAACCACAGGAAUGAUCCUUCACAAAUCCCUGCUUUUAUGUUUCCUUCAGAGGGAGAUUCGAAAGGAUCAGACAGGGUUUCCUCAAAAUUCUCUUCCUGUGCCAGCCACUGUGUGGGAGAUACAACAAAAACCACACAUACAAUGAAAAAGCUCAAACCAGUAUUUAAACCAUCAUAUUCAAGAAGUGAAGCACAAGACCUUCACCAUUUUGAUCAAGGCAUGAAAGGAAACAAGACUCUCCCUAAAGACAGUGUGUUACCGAAACUACCUCAGAAAUCCAUCAUCUCUGCACAGGCAGCACUAGAGCACGCCACAUCCUUUGGAGAAGGAGAGGCAGAGGAAAAUCAAAUGCUUCACUCAAACCAAACACAGACAUCUGUUUCUCCAGUCAAAGUAUGUUUAGCUGCAGAAAAUGAUAUCGACAAUGUGCUGCGACGUUCUGAAUUUCUGGGUUCUCUCCACGGUAAUGCAAGUAUGGAAACGGUGCAGCCACUUUUAAUCUCAAAUGAAAGGGCUUUGUCUGUAAUGUCUAAAGAAAAGGGUGAGAACAGCUUACUUAAAACAUGGGGCAAAAGAUUCAGCUGUAAAACUGAAAAAGAAAACAAAAGCCACGAAGCCAGUGGAGACUUCACUUUACUAGAAAAGUGGGAAAAUAAGUCCCCAAAUUCAGAGAAAAUUGCGACUUUUGAAGAGGCUGAAGUCAUUGAUUUUACGGACCAGGAACUGGGAGCAAAUGAAAUCCAUCUAGUAGCAAGAUAUAUUACUACAUCUGUGGUCACACAUUUCAAGAACUUUGAAACCAGAGGUCCUCAUGAUCAAAAAGUCUAUAUGAUUUCCACACCAUUAAGGGAAAAGUAUGAAUUUAAAAAGACUCUAAGAAGCAUAAACACUGAUUCCUCACUUAAGAAAUUUUGUGAACGUCUUACUGAAUUAGUUAUUUCCCAUAUAAUGUUAAGAAUUUCUGAUUGCACUGAAGACAGUGGAAUGGUUCAGAAAGUACUGGAAAGAAAAGAUGCAACUUUUACAAAGUUUAUUAUAGUUCAUUCCCAAGAGUUUAAGAGUCAGAUCAUUUCUAUCAGAGAACUUGCUUUAAGCAUUUCUGAAAUCAUUAUUCUAAUCCUUUUUAAUAACAAUAUUUUAAAGGAAGACACUACACAACAAACGGUUUCUGUAAAAACUAAAUAUAUUUACUGCCUAAGAGUAGCUGCAACAGACUUCAAUGAACUCUUUCAGGAUCUUUUAAUGGGAGUAAUCCACGUUCUGUCCAAAGAAAUAGGGAUGAGCCUUCAUCCUGAAAGUAAACAAAGAAACAAGUCACUUUUCAUGCGUGGAGGCCAUAGUUUGACCAUUUGCAACAAAACUAAAUCUAUGAAAAGACAGACAUGCUCUAGAGAUUGGAAAUCAACUAGUCUUCCCCAUAUUGAUCAACUUCUACCGGAAGAUAAACUAAAUACACUAGCAUGUAAGUUAGGCACUCUGGUUGGGAGCCUAAGAACUCGUGAAUCUAAACUAGUGGUCAACAAAAUUUUUAAUAUUGUUGUAGACUUGUUAUUUCCAGAAAAGCACCCAAAUUGGAAUACUGAUUUGGGCAGACUAGGAAUGAAAGUAUCCCCAUCUCCAAAUAAUGAGCACAGUCAUAGCAUACCUAAAAAAAAUGUAGACCUCUCACCCAAAUCAGUUUUUCUUUUGAAUACUGUGAGUGAGAAACUUAUUCAGAUACUUUUGGAAGAACACAGGGCCCACAACAAUGCCCUUGCAAGUGACCAACUCUCUAAUGAAAUAUCAGCAGAAUGUCAACUAUUCAACAUGCUUCAAAAUGUAUGCUCACCAUCUGAAGGAUAUGACAUGGCAGACCUUUUAGAAAAUCUGGAAGAAAUAGAUGAAGAAUAUAUUCUCAGUAUUGUUUCCCAUAGUUUGGUAAAAUCCUUAAUGGAAGAACUGUCACAAAAUGUACCACAGCCCCCCAGAAGUCCACUCUUAGCAAACAAACAAUUAACAUAUAGCACUAGAGAGAAAUUUUCUGGGUUUCCAAAAGCAAAAAGGCCAGAAUUAAAAAAAUUAAGACAGGGUAAAGGCUCUGUAAAUUUCACAAGUUAUGAAGGCAAGCCUUUGACAGGGGCAUUGAAUGAUCCCAAAUCCAUUUGUUCUGAAACACACACCCUUUUUGAUAAGCACUUUCCUAGAAAAUUAUCCCAUCUACCUCCCCUGCAAAGGCCAGGAAAUAAAAGAAUGAACACAGCAGCCAUAUUUCAUAGCAUGCAAAAUGCAGGAGGCAUGAGCACAAUAGUUUACUCAGCCACAUUUUUGGAAGAGAUCAUUGUAGGCAUUUUUCUUAAUCUCUAUACCUCAUUGUGGGCCAAAACUGUAAACAUCACCGAGGCCGAGCUCAGUGAAAUGAAUAUAUUAGGUGUGAAUUCUGUGGUUAAUGAGUUUAAUAAUGCCAAAGUCUCUGUUUUGGAGAAUAUUGAAGAAAGUAUAUAUUUCCCACCAUUCUCCAAAGAAAGUGUUAAUAAGACUGUUGACUCAGUUUAUAAUGAUGUUUUAUGGGGAUAUGAAUUGCAAGUAAACUGCAGAAAUUAUCUGGCACAUACUAUUACUUCCAUAUCAGAACAGAUAGCUAAUAGCAUAUUGAUGGAGAUUUUAGACUACCAGCUCCCACUGUACCUUGUAGGAAGGCUCAUGCCCAAUUCAUAUUCUCCUCUCAGGGCUGAAAAUAUACUACAAAAACUCCAAAAUAACCUGAAAGAACGCCAUUACCAUGCUCAACAUUCAUAUACCACCAUGUUGUCACACUCAUUUUUAGAAGAUGUCAUCAGAAAGCUGUUACCUCGGCUUAUGCCUAUCUCUGGCAAGACCUCAUGCUUGGGAAAUAACUAUUUAACAGUUUCAGAUUUUAAUGAGCUAUCCACUUGUAUAGUAAAUAAAGUUAUGUUAGCCAUUUCAAAACAUAAGAUUUGGCUCACUAACUAUGAUAAUCAACAUCUGUGUACAGAAAAAAACCUCCACAAUUUGGCAGAGUCUGUUUAUGAUAAUAUUCUGCAGAUGUCUGACUCUGUUGUUUCAAUGCAGAAAAGUAUGGUAAGCCAAAGUCCAAUUAUGAUUGACCGAAUAGCCAGUCUUAUUAUUCAAGAGGUUAUUGACAACCAUCUUCAGCCCUUUUUGUGUGGAACAAAUUUACCUUGUUCAAGGACUCCAUUGGAUGAAGUAUCAAAUAUGGCCAAAGAGAUUCUCAGUGAAGUCACUGAAUCAUACAAACCCCAAAAGACCCCAGCAUCAUCACUAGGUAUGGGUUUUUAUCCUAAUACAUUUGUAGAAGAAAUUGUAGCCAGGAUUUUAUCAAAGGUCUUCAAUCCAAACUAUAACACUGAGCAUGAAUUUGAUAAAACAGUCUCCAAAAUAGUUAACUCAAUAAAUGACCAUUUUAACAAAGCUAAAAUCUGCAUUCUUUGUGAUGAUGAAGAGCACUCUUUUCUCACUGUAGAUACAGAUAUUGUGGAUGAACUUGUCAAUUCAGUGUAUGAGAGUAUUCUGGAACAGCAUGAUCUGGCCCCUGAGGCUUUUAAUAAGGAACUCAAAGGCAGUGAUAUUUCUGUGGAAAAUAUUACCAAUUUAAUUGUGACAGCUAUUUCUGACUAUCUAUUUCAUCCACUCUUUUCUGGGGAUUUGUCAGCUUCUUACUAUGCAACUUUAACAACAGAGAAUAUAACUCAGAACAUCUUUAGUGGCAUCAGUAAAUUUACCAAGCCAAGUCAGCAUUUAUCUCUGUAUAACACCUUACUGCCGUAUACAUUUUUAGAAGACAUAAUCAAGAUAAUAUUAUCUAGAAUCUUUCCACCUGCAGUUAGCAUGCUUCCAUGUGGUGAAACCCCAGAUGGUAGAUCAGGAAUUAAUGUCAAUACAAUCUCUUCAAAACUAAUCAGUGAUAUUAGGAUGAAAAUUUCCCAACAUGAAAUUCGAUUUUCAAAAGAUAAAGAUGAAACCAAAUCUUUGUAUUCAGAGGAUGAUGCUCAGCAUCUUGUUGAUUCAGUAUUCCAAAGUAUUUUGCAAAACUCAGAGUCUCCAGAAGUAGUGGAGCAUAAUAUCACAAGCAGUAAUGAUGUUCUUAUUGAUAGAAUAGCGGGUUGUAUCAUUAAAAAUAUCUGCCAACAACAUCUCCAUCCAUUUGAGUAUAGAAAUUUGCUGCUUCCAUCGAAUACACACCUUGAUGAUAGGAGAAGGCAACCAUUUUUUGCUGGUGUUUACUCCCCAGCCUUUUUAGAAGAUGUGAUCUCUGGGGUUGUAAGCAAAAUAUUCCAUAAGACAUUCAGCAGUGUGAAAACAAAAACAAUAAGAGACUUAGAAAAAGAACAGCUUUCAAGAGCUAAAGAACUCAUAUAUUUGAUAAUAGAAGAAUUGUCAAAAGCCAAGGUUAGCAUCCUUGAAAAUACUAAAGAGCAACUGUGUUUGCCAACAGUAGAUAGAGAUAUAACUAGAAAAAUUAUUGAUGUGGUGUAUAACAAAAUUUCACAAGAAUAUAAUCUAGAACUAUUACCUAAUAAGGAUUUUCUCAGUGACACAAGGACAUUGGCUGAAAGAGUAACUAAAAUUAUCUUGGCUGAAGUUUUUGAUUUCCAGAUUCUUCCAGAUAUCAUAGCAAAGCUGCCUGUUACAUCAUAUUCAAAACUCAAUGCUCAUGCUUUGAUAAAAAGAGUACAGUGUGAAAUUAGUAAAUCACAACUCCAAAAUCAGAAUUGUACAACAUAUACCACCAUAUUAUCACAUACCCAUUUGGAAAAAAUUGUCACUCAGGUUUUGUCUCAAAUAAGUCCAUUAAACUUCAGUGAAGAAAGCCUAGUAUGUUCCCAACCAGACGUCAGUAACACAGUUGUGAGACUAGUGGAUGAAAUCAUGUCAAUAAUUUCUAAGCAUGCUAUAUGCAUUAUCAAACAUGGAAGUGAAAAACAAAAUACGCUUUCAGAAGAAGAUACUCAGGCUAUGGUUGAUACCAUUUAUAAAGAUAUUUCUCAGUCUCUUACAAAAGAUAAAAAAGGCAUAAGUGCUAUACCUGUUACAAAACUAGCAAGUUAUAUAAUAAAAGAAAUAUUUAACCAUCAUCUUCAGUCAUUUUUACCUGGAGAUAAAACUCUUUAUUCAGGUUCAGUUGACCAUACUUAUAAACAAAGAACAAAAGAUCCUCAACAAAGAGAACUGUCUUUCAUUGUGAAUUCAGCUGUCUUUUUGGAGGAAGUUAUUUCUGAACUUUUAUGCAAACUCCUUUACAUGUUCUCAUGUAAUGUCUUGGCUUCUGAAGACCGACAGGAAGCAAAAGUUGAUAUUACAAACAUUGUUACAAUAUUAGUAAAAUCAAUUGUGUUGGAGCUCACCACAUCACAGAUUUUAGUUACAGACAACUUGGAUGAAAAUCUGCAUGUUUCAGAAGGAUAUAAAGAACUGAUCCAAAAAAUGAUAAGCCUAAUUUAUGAAAAGCUAUUAGAUGAAUAUAAAUCUCUGAUUCAUAUUCAUAUGGCUAUACAAAAUGAUACCGUCAAUUUUGGAAGAAAAAUCUAUUAUUUGUUGUUAGAAGAAAUUUAUGAUCAUCAAAUAGAGUCAUUAGUUUCAGGAGAAUUAGCAAUGACUUCUUACUCCUCCUUACAGGAAGAUAACAUCAUUAGAAAUGUGCUCGAGGCCAUUGAGGAUAACCGUGUCUCGCCGUCAUGCAUCACUGUUUUGCCUCGUUCCCUCUUAGAAGAUAUGAUUUCCAAGCUUUUAGCAUAUGUAGUCUCUUCAUCUGAGACAGAAACUGAAAUAAAAGAGGAAGAGGUGAUACCAGAUUGUGAAUUUGUGGAUGCAGCUUCAAAACUAACAGAUGAAAUAAUAGCAGAAAUUUCUGCACAUGAGAUUAGACUUGCCUCUACAGAAGAGCAUGCAGGAAGUAUGCAAUUAGAGGCAACUGAGAACUUUAUUGACUCCAUAUGUAACAAUAUUAUGCAAAACCUUAAAUUCCAACUUGAACCACAGAGAGGUACAUGCAAAAAGGGAAGUUCAUUCAUCAAGAGAAUAGCUGCCUUCAUUAUCAAGGAAAUUGUAGAUCGCCAUCUGCAGCCAUUUUUAUGUGAUGAAGACUUACCUCCCAGCGAGUUACCUGAAAAUGACUCUGCCACUGAACUCUCAAAUCCUGCUAAUGAAGAAACAUCAUCCUGCCCACAGGCAUCUGUGUAUUCUGCUUCAUUUUUAGAAGAGGUUAUCAUUGACCUUGUUUGCAAGUUUUGUACACUCCUAAGUAGUAAUAGAAAUCCUAAUGACAAAGAAAUGCCAGAACAAGAGCUUGUGGGCAUGGCUAUAAAUUUUGCAAAUGACCUGAUAGGAGAAUUUAGGAAAAGUGAAAUGAAAGCUGUAACAAAUGCUGAAGAAAUAUUUUCUUUUCCACCAGUAGAUAAAAAGACAAUUAAUAAGAUAUCUGAUUCUGUGUAUGAUCAGGUCACAGAAAUAUAUGGAUCUAGUGACAUUCAAAAAGAUGACAGAAGUCACAUUGUUACAGAGUUGAUUGCUUCUUUAGCUAGGAAGGCAAUCACUGCUUUCGAGAUUGAACCACUGUUUUCAGGAAAUUGGUAUUCCACCUUCUUUUCCUUUCUAGAUGUAGAUAACAUCAUCCAAAAGGUUCAACAUCUGCCAUAUAAAACCUUUACAAAGGCAACCAGAAGCUUAAAAGGGAAUCUGAUUUCUUCACCAGAACAGUCAUCUGCCUCAGGCCUGAAAAACAAAAUGCACACCUGGGAGACAGAUACAGGAACAUUUAAUGAAAAAGAGGAUUUCAAAAAGGAGGAGACUUCAAUGAAAAGAUGCAGCGUCCAGGAUCCAAUAUGCACUGGUGUAACAAGUAUUAUAAAGAGCAAAGUAACUACACUAGUAUCAGAGUUGGCUGGAGGUGUGGCCAACAGAAAGAACAGGGAUAAAAACAAAAAGGAAAGUUCCAUCAGAGAGGAGAAUGGGAAGACAGCAGAAGUUUCUUCCCCCACAACCAGGAUGAAAAGUGAAGAUACGCAGAGGCCAUAUUCAAGUACACCACUUCCAGAGAAUAACAUGAAGAAUGAUAGUUCAGCUAGAAAAGAUGAGAAAAGGCGAGGUGAUAAGUUAUGCCAACAGUUUUCACCAGCUACCGCUGACACAUGGAACAUGAACAGUGUACUGGGAUCUGGUGUUAAAUUAGAUGAUGCAAAGAAGAGUGAUGCAAAAAGAAAAUUAGAAGAGGACGUACCUUUUGAAUUAACAUCUUUGAAAUCCAUUGUGAAAGAUAUUCGGUCCCAAGUGAAGAGGAGCUGUUCCCCACCUUACAGAGUUAGGGAUGACACACAGAUAUUACAUCCUCAGCAUGUCCACAAUAUCACUGAAAUCAUUUACAGCAACGUUUUAGAAAUAUCUUCUUUCCAAGGGCCAAUAGAUGAUUCAAAAUCCCAAUAUCCUCUAAAUGAUAAAGCAACAUAUGGAAUCAAGCAGGAUGACAAGGACUUUGCACAGCCUACUUCAGUGAAUUCAGCUAGCCAAUAUGUUCUGGCCAUCAAGAAAGAGAAGGAAAAAAGUAACGAUGAAGAGAUUCUAACUCAACCUAGUAAACCAGACAGUGCUCAGUACCCACCAGAAAACAACCCUGGUAUUUUUCCUGAAAACUUUUUAGAAGAAGUUAUCUCAGAAAUAGUUAAUAAAUGUAUUUUUUGUUUCUCACCAAAUACAGAUGAUGCAUGUCAAAAUGUAGCCAGUGAUGUAAAUUCAGAUGAGCUGUAUGAUGCAGCUGUGAAGUUGAUAGAUUCUCUGUUAAAGGAGUUUUUAGAGGCUCAGAUGAAAGCAUCAAACCAAGAUCAGCGAAAUCAGUCCUUCUCAUCUACAGAUACAUUUUCAUCAGCUCAUAAAGUAUCUCUCAGGCAGGAAGAGCCACCUGUGAAUAAAGUCUCACCUGAGAUAAAAAUGAUAAUUAGAGAUAAAAUACCAUCCAUGAACAAAAUGUCAUCUGAAACUAAAAUGUCUCCCUCAGAUGAGGUGCUUUUAAUACCUAAAACACCAUCAGUUGAUAAAGCAUUCAUCAGUAAGGUUGUUAACUCUUCCCUAUCCAGUAUUUUGCAGCAAUAUGAAUCUCAGUACUCCAUUUGUAAGGACAUAAAUAGUAAUGGUGAGAAUUUAGCAAAAAGGCUAGCUAAUGCAGUACUAGAAGAAAUUUUUCAGCAUCAGCUAAACUUGCUACUUCAUGAUGAAGGUCUGCCUUCAAUAUGUUUGCCUUUAGAAUCUAAGGAGUUUAUGAAAAAGGUUCAAAAGGUGCCUCAAACUUCCUGCAAAGAAUGUCAGACAUCGCGGCCAUAUACUGUAUUGUUGCCUCAUGAAUUUCUAGAGAACAUAAUGUCUUCUCUUCUGUCAAAAAUUUUCUUUACAGUGGCCAACACAAGCAUGUUACAGGAUAAUUUGUACACAGAACUAGAUUUCCUUCAAAUGAAGUUAGUAGGCACGGUUAUGACAGAGAUAUCCAAAGAUGAAUGUAUGAUUAUAGAGUAUGUACAGUCCUUACAUCCUAAUGAUGAUGAAAUUAUUCAAUUAGUGGUUCAAACUAUUUAUAAUAAUCUCUUGCCACAAUUUGGAUCUCUUGCGAACAUACAAAAUUGUAUCACCAGUGAUUGUAGAAUGCUUUCAGAAUCUAUAGUGAAUUUAGUUGUAAGGGAAGUAACUGGCAAUCAGCUCCAGACCUAUUUUUCAGGAGAGCUAACCCCACAUCAGUGUACAGAAAUUGACAAUGUUGUUGAAAAUGUCCUUAAAGAUAUAGUGCAAACCACCGAAGUUCCCCAGUGUGAGCCACCGCAGGCUCACAAACUGCCUUUUCACAUAAUAGAAGAAAUUGCUGUACAAUUUUUAUCAAAGCUUUUAUCUGUGUUUCCAACAGUGGGUAAAGAAUCAAACAAAACUUUACAUGCUGAAAUGCAAAAGAUAAUCUCAAAAAUCUUAGACUCGUUCCAAGAAUAUAUGUCCAAAAGUCAGAUUAAAGUUGUACCACAAACCAAAGAAUCAUCCACUAUAUCUUUAGCAGAAAGUGAAACUAUUGAAAAAGUAGUCACUUCAGUUUAUAACAGUGUUUUAAAGCACUCUGGCUCACAUAUUUCAGUGUAUAAAGAUUUACUGGGCAAAAGCAACUUCCUUUCCGAUAUCAUAGGAUUUUUAAUGGUGAAAGAAAUUUCCAAUUCAGAGUUUCACCCUCAAGUGGAGGGAGAAGCAUCAGGUUCAGAAUUAGUUCUAGAAGCUGUCAAAAUUAUGGAAAAAGUGGUUAAGAUCAUUGAUGACCUUAGGUCGAAGGAAAAGGCUUCAUCCAGAAAAUCUGUUGUAUUAGAUGCCCUGUUUUUAGAGGAGAUACUGGCCUUGUUCUUGGCUAGACUAGCAAUGUUGCCAAGUGCCUCAAGCAAAAAUACUAAAAACUUAUCGAAAUUUGAGUUAAAUAAGAUGUCAUCUCAAUUGACAAAAUCUGUUACAGCUGAAAUUUCUAGAAAUAACAUUAGUGUUGUAGCUGCUUAUCCUGAAGAAUACUUUCUAAAUCCAGAAAAUAGAGAAACUGUUCUUCAGAUUGUUGAUUCUGUUUAUAAUCAGGCACUACAACAAUGUGGAACACAAGAAGAACUUUAUUAUGAUGUGAAAGGUACAAACCACUUCUUCCCUAAUAAGGUGGCUUCUUUGGUUUUUAGUAAAGUUUUAAACUGUCCACUAGAAACAGUUAGCUCAAAAGAUUCAUGUACUGAUUUCUUUAAAGAUCUGGAUGUCCAUCAGAUUGCUGAAAAAGCAUAUGAGUAUGCUGUUAAAGGGAAGCCCAUACCGGAGGGGAAAAAAUCAGACCACAAUUUAACUAAAGAGAAACUUCCGAUUAGAAUAAUUCCUCACCAUGGGAAAAAGCCAAUCAAUAUUGAUCCAAACAUUGUUGCAGAACACUUAGGGGUCAUUUCUAUAAAAACGCAACCUCUUGAAAAACUGCAGAUGGAGUGCUUAGCUAAAACGGGACACAGCAUAGAAGCACUGAGGUCCGCAAUGAUAAGUGGAAGGAGUUACUCAAUAGGCUUAGCUGCCGCAGAGCCGAAGAAGAAGGAAAGGCGGAUCUCCCUGGAUAUGGCCGGAAGACUGAAUGUGAAGCCUUUAGAGAUAGCAAGCAGAAACUCCUUUCAGAAUUUAACAAAACCUGACAUCACCAAAGUGGAACUCUUAAAGGAUGUCCUGAACAAAAAAGAUCUUAUCAUUCGGCUAGUUGCUCAUGAUAUCAGCCAUGAAGGGUCAGAAUGUAACACAGAAGAGAACUUGACUUCUGAUGAAGACGAAGUUGUUGUCCAAGAAAUUCUAUCCGACAGCCUGUUUGAAGAUCAAGUCAAAGAAGAUAGAAAGCCCCCUGCAAGUUCAAAGUCUUCUCCCAAGCCAUCACAGAACAAGAGCACUCUGAAAAAGUUUCUGUCUCUAGGAAAAUGUUGUCGUUACAUAACCACUUUAUCCACAAAAAGUACUGAAGCAAGCCCAAUUCCAUGCACAGACCCUAAAGAGACAGAAAUAAAAAAUAUUUCUGUGGCUAACAAGGCUACCUUGAAAUCCUCCACCAUUGCAGAUUCUUCCUUUCAGGAGCAGAAGCCACAACUUAAUAAAGAAGUAGUGAGUUCUAAAGAACCAGCGCAUUUCUUCAUACACAGAAUCAUGAGUUCAUCUUCAUACAACGAUGACGACGUGACUUCAUAUUCUAGUGACUACGAUGAUCAUUCCCCUGACCCAAGCACUAAAAUAACCAAAGAAGAUCUUGAAAACCUAGAUGCUGACAAAUCCAGCAGUAUUAAGUUUGUUACUCUCUUUCAACGUGACAGUGCUCUCACCAAUGGCCACUCUUCAAAUGAUGACACUUCAGACAGUAUGCCCAGUACUUCCAGACAAGGCUCUGAAGUAAGGAAGAACAUAUCAACAGCUUUGUCAAAGAUGUUUUCAAGACCUGAUGUCAAUGCCAAGCCCUGGUUUCGGUCACCACCCCCUCCCCCUCCUCCCCCCUCCCCUGACCAGUACUAAAGCUGAAUCUGCUGUCUCUGGCAUCACAAGGAUGCUGACCUACCAAUAAAUGCUUCUGAAGCACGACAUGCAGUCUGUCCCACGUGCUGAUU
Messenger RNA from Oryctolagus cuniculus (rabbit), 20417 nucleotides. The record is from RefSeq and is a predicted model, not a curated record. NCBI's taxonomy places the organism in Eukaryota, Metazoa, Chordata, Mammalia, Lagomorpha, Leporidae.